Messenger RNA from Drosophila obscura, 4180 nucleotides. RefSeq names its product rab3 GTPase-activating protein regulatory subunit (gene Rab3-GAP). The transcript has 7 exons. The coding region runs from base 36 to 4082 and encodes 1348 amino acids. Lineage: Eukaryota; Metazoa; Arthropoda; Insecta; Diptera; Drosophilidae. The record is from RefSeq and is a predicted model, not a curated record. Gene Ontology annotation, biological process: regulation of GTPase activity.
AACAGCUGUGCAAUGACAACAAACAACAAAAGAAAAUGGCCUGUGAAGUGAAAACAUUUGGGGAAAUAUGCGAUUUUAGAAAAGUUCAGGAAUACUUUGGCCUCGGGCAUGACGAUAAUUGGCUUAACGCUAUAAACUCUGCAAUUUCACCAACGGGGGAGCUGAUCGCCCUGGCCCAAGGGGAGAAGCUAGCCUUUCUAUCGACCUGUUGGAGCAGCAAUGGACAUGCCAACACCUACGCCCUGGGAUGGUGCGGCGAGCUGGAGGAUCCCAAUCAGAUUGUGACCAGUCUGACGUGUCUGCCUAUGACGCAGAGUCGGAACACUGAUGGAGCCAUAGAAUGGACAUGCGUGGCAGUGGGCUUGGUCUCUGGUCUGGUUGUCUUUUACACAGAAGCUGGCCAAAAGCUCUUCUCUCAAUGUUGUCAGGAGGAUCCUGUGAUUGGCGUCAAAUUGCAAUCACCUCCACGCAACUCUGAGGGCGAUCCCCUGCUCUACAUUGUGUACACCCGCUGCUUGUGCUUCAUGAAGGGCCAGGACAUAUUGCCCACGCUGACCAACUGUCGCCACAAUGUCCAGCGUGGUGCCCUGGAGCGGGGUUCCUAUCCCAUUGCGGAUGUGGUGCCAUUCCAGAAGUACAAAUUCAAGCAGGAGCGCGAAGGCAUUAUUAACGACGCCGCCAUAUCGAGCACACAACGACCUCCGACCUACGACUACAUUGUCCAGCAGAGCAUUGGCCACGGCUACUAUGCCAAGGUGCAUGCCACACCGCCGCGUAGCUCUCAAGUGCUGGCAGCCGGAGCGGAACCCUAUUUGGGAUUCUUUCAUGCCGAGGAGGGCUACAAGACCGUGUCACUGGGUGAGGUGGCCAAGGGUGUGAUUGGAUUAGCCUACAAUAAUCUUCUGGGCGGAUUGUUUAAGCGUGCCCCCGAACAACCGCCAACCCCAGAAGAUGCCCCACUGCCAUUGCCCACCAAGGAGGCACCCAUGCGGAUACGGUGCCGCCUGUAUGACGGCAAAAGGGAUGGCCUUACCUUGGCCAUAGCCCCAGGCGGACGCUUGGCAGUCGUCACGGAUAAUCUGGAUCGUGUGAUGCUGGUGGACACACAACAGGCCAUCAUUCUGCGCGUAUGGAAGGGCUAUCGCGAUGCCCAAUGCGCCUUUGUGCCCGUCAAGGAGAGAUCCGUGCGUGGCAUCAAGACACACAAGAGGAAGGCCUUGUUUUUGGUCAUCUAUGCGCCGCGUAUGGGCUGUCUGGACAUCUGGGCCCUGCAGAAUGGACCCAAAGUGGCCGCCUUUAAUGUCUGCAAGAGCGGCCAAUUGAUUUACAACAAUCACAGUGCUCUUGGCGUUGGCCAAGCAGCGGGCGGCGGAGGAGGAGGGCAGUCCAGGAAGUCGGCUGCCAUUAACCAUUGUCUGUUCCUGGAUCCCAGCGACAGCAGCUUGAAGGAGAUCCACAUACCAUUUCACUAUGCUCUGAGCGAGACCAACUCGCAGACGUCGCGCGAUAUCCACAUGCUGAGGCGUCUCAGGAACCAAAUGCGCGCCCUGACCCACGCUGAGGAGGCCAAUGACCAGAAGCUAGAGGAGAUUGCAGUGCUGGCCAGCGAACUGCAGACGUUGGAGGUGCGCCAACAAUGUGUGGAAAUGCUGCUCAAGAGUAAAAAGCUGCAACCCUUUGUAUUCCAAUGCAUUGUUAAUGCAUUCAUCAAGAAGCCGCUGCCCGAACCACCAGCUGGCGAGGAUUUCCACGAGUUUGUGCAUCAAAUCGAGAACUACAAGCGCCUCACCGACCUUUACUUGGCCCUCAGCCAAGUCUGUCAGCGAAGUGACAACGAACCACCCGUGGAGCACUUGGAGCUCUCGGAUGCCGAUCUGGUGACGAUCAAUAAGUUGGUUCUGCUCCUGGACGAUGGCAGCGUGAAGGACAAACCAUCCGGCACUCGCGAGGUCAGCUUUCAGCUAAGGGAUGUGCACAAGUCCGAAGAGUUUGUGGAUUACCUGAGCAUCUUCAACAUCGAGAGUCCGGAUGGCAUUAGUCUGCUCCCCGAGAAGGCGGACAAGUUUGGUGCCGUCAGCAUCGAUCUCUUCAGUCAGUUCUUUGGCCAGGGCCUGUGCUUUGGCCAGUUUAAGGAGUGGAUUGGCCAGGCCUGCCUGCCCAGCAAGGAUCUGCUGACGCUAAUCAUUUGGUUCUGGCUGGAAAAGCCUUUCAAGUACAACAACUGUGAUGAAGUCGUGAAGGACAUGUCGCGCAUUGCGGCAAUGGUGCAGACCAUUUGCGAGCUGGCCGGCGAUCAUAUCCACGACUAUGCAUACAAUGCCAUAUCGCCCUGGUGGCAGGAGGUUCGCGAGCAGCUCCUGGAGAGCAAACAGUUCUCUGGUCUUCUCGUGGCAAUUGUCUGCAAAACGGUGGCCACAAAUCUCUGGCGCAAUCGAAAGGAGGGCUCGUGUGACGAAUCAUCCCAGAACGAGGAAGAGGAGCGCUGGGAACGCAUAUCCCAUGACGAGGCACAGUGGGGCCUGCUCACGGGCAAACUGGAGGAUGUCUCUGUCUUGGGUGCCAUUUUAGGGAAGCCCCUAAUCUGCCGGGAUCCAGUGGGUCCGGAAAUGCCGUACGAGACGCCAGACUGCAGCCUCAAGAGCAUCGUCAACGGUGGCAAAGGCAUCGUCACGGAGCUGACUGCCAAAUGGUUGGUCAGUGCGCAGCUUCAUCCCAGCAAGAUUGUCGAGAUUACAGCAGCCGAAAAUGAACUGGAUGAAGAGAGUCGAGUGUUGACCAGAGCCAAAGUCAAAGAGGACGAGGAGAAGGCAGCGAAAGAGGAGCAAGAAAACGAUGCAACCGAAUCAGAGCUAGAACUGGCCAAGGAAGUGCAGGUGGUGCCUGCCAAUGAGCCCGUGCUGGAGCGACUGGCACUGCUACGCGCCCACUUUCCUUUCAGCCUGGAGUCGGGCGUGCUGCUGAGCCUCAUGUCCUGGCAGUAUAUGGUGCAGUGGAGCAAAGAGCUCUCAUCGCUGGACCAUAUGAGGUCAGCCCUGCUCUGUCUGGCCGAGUUCCGUACGCCCGAUUGGGCCUUGAAGCACGGCAUCUGCUGCAUGCUGUGGAAUGCCACUCUGAAGUUUCCGCUGCAGGCGGCGGCCAAGUUGAUACAAAAGGUGGGACGCCUCCCAGUGGACAAGAUGUGCCAGCAGGAUCUGGAAAUGUCGGCCGGCAAAGUGCCCGAGUUUCUCGAGCUAAGCCUGGAGUUUCUGCAACACUUUUCCAGCUCCCUGGAGCACGACAAGCGAGAGCUACAUUUCGAGCAGUCCCUCAGCGAGGGAGCCCUUCCCCUACAGUUCUUGGCCCUGCAGCAGCAUCAUGCCAUGCCCAGGCUGCUCCAGCUGCAGACCGAACUCUGCAGUGUCCUGCAUUUCAUUGCCUUCUUCCAGCUGCGCGUGUCCAAGCCGCUGACGCUGCUCUUCGAUGCCAUGGGCAACAAGGCCUUGCUGGCGGACAUCAACAAGGAGCUGCCCUACGUUCUCCCUGGCCCUGAUUUGGUGCUGCAGCAGCAGCGCACAGAUUUCCUCUGCCGCGUCGUGGCCGUCACAAUGGACCUGAUCAGGGAGGAUCUCCAGCAGCUUUAUAUACUAGAUCAUGUCUACUACAUGGCAAAGAUUUGUGCGCUGGCCGACAGCUGGGAGUUGGACAAGUUGCCGAUAUUGAGGCGACAGAUAGUGGAACUUUAUGCCUUUGGCUAUGAUGCCGAAGCACAGAACCUGUUGCAGGAUAUCAGCGAGGACGAGGAACUGGGACGACUGCUGCUUGAAAUAGCCGGCAGACGGCUCAAUCUGUAUGCCGAGAGCUCUCAGUCCACCUUCCUCAAGAUAGCUUCUGUGGGCCAUCAACUGUUGGGCUACUUGGAUAACCUGAAGGAACCCCUGACCGAGCAUAGCAUACCGAUUGCUGCCACCAAGCCGGACGACAUCGAUGUUGCGGCACUGGACAAGCUGCUGGCCCACACCUACAAGUGCCUGUGUCGACGAGAGUCCAAGCAACUGCCCAUCAUCGCCCAGAUGUACAAUGCCGUACGAAUCCUGCAGAAUUAAAUGCCCAGGGGAAACGGAAACAAACACUUUAAUUUAACCACCAAAACAUUCAGCAGCAAUACCCCCAAAAAUAUAUAUAUGAUAUGACCAGAGACACG